GCAAUUAAGUCCUACGUAUACAGAAUACAUUAUAAAACAUGCAUUAUUCUCCAGCCCUAAUGGUAACAUCAGACCAUUUCAAAGCCUCCCUUCGAAAUUACGCAUUUUGCUAUGCAAUCAGUAAAAUGAAGUGCUGCAAUUCAGCCUUCAUUAAACCAGGCAGAAUUAUCCAUUGUCACUAUUAGCUUGAUGUGGGUCUUAAAGGUCAUACUCAAUGUCCAUUCUGCUGGGGACGUGCACAUAGAACGUUAUGUUCCCUGCCCUAAAAGCUAUCGGAUGGAAGAGUUUGUGACCCCACUGAGGGAAAGCGAUGAGUUCAAGGGUUCGCUGGUAGCAGAGCAAACAGCAGCUGCCUGUACUUUACUGCAGCCCUUAAGCACAGAGCCUUUGUCUGGGGUUCCCUUGUCCCGUACCCUGCUUUUGUGCUAAAUCAUUAAUGUCCUAGAGGGGACAGGGCUUCGGCGCCCGGGUAGUGCUGAGUGGGAGAGGAGCGUGGCCUGCGUGCCCAUAAACCCUCUAUAACUCCUCUCUGCCGGGCCUCUGCGAGGAGAUGGCGGGGCGCAAUCCCACCCCAGGCCCAACACCUCCCCCGGCGGCCAUGACAGCCCGCCCCGCGAACCCGCCCGCCGCCGUUGCUAGGAGACGGCCCGGCCGCGUCACCAGCCCCGAGUACCGGCCAGCCCGCUCCCGGCCCGGCCCCGCAGGCAACAUGGAGGAGGAAAAGUCUGCAAAGAUGUAUCUAGAAGAAAGUGCUUUUGAAGCACUGGAAAAAGACUUCCAAGAAGUCAUCAAUCUACUUAAGGGAGAUAACACUCUGGAAAAAUUUCGAACAGAAUAUGAAAAGCUCCAUGCUGUUUUGAAGAAGUCUCAUGAAAAUGAAAAGCGUCUCAUGGAAAAAUGCAGGGAGCUGAAUGCUGAACUUGUGGUGAAUUCAUCUAAAGUAGCUGCUCUCACAAAGCUCUCUAAGGAUGAUCGGGGAACUAUAACAUCAAUGAAGAUGGAGAUUGAAAAAGCCUGGAAAAUGGUGGAUGCAGCCUAUGAAAAGGAACAAAAAGCAAAGGAAACAAUUCAUUCACUACAAGAGGAAAUUGCACGCCUAACUAGUUCAGUGGAGCAGAGAUCUGGACUGUCCUCCAGUCAGGAAUACAACAUCAGUGAUUUGAUAAAAUACAAAGAAGAGAUAACAAAGGAGCGAGACCAGCUCUUGUCAGAGGUGGUGGAGUUACGUCAAAGUCUAACUCAAGCCACAGAGCAGCAGCAGGAUACAGAGAGAGCAAAGAAUGAGGCAGAUCAAGCUGUUAUGCAGCUUCAGCAAGAAAUCCAAAUGCGUAACAAUGAAGUAUCACGAGAAGCUCGAAAUAAAGAAAAAAUGGAUAAGGAGCUGAAAAAUCUUCAAGCUGAAAUCAUUAAUAAGCAAGCUGAGAUCAAGAAUUUACAGCAAUGUAUACAAAAGAACAAAGAGGAGCAACUGAAAAUGGAACAGCACCUAAAAGAGCAGAAGAUGUUGAAUGAAAGAACUAGUAAGGAACUUGAGCAAUUUCAGAUGAGAAAUAAUAAGCUUAUGCAAGAGAGUGAGCAGCACAGUGCAAUGUUUCAAGGAGUAGUGCAGGAUCUUCACAAAAAGACAGCAGAACUGAAAGUCAGAGAAGAUGAACUGACUCAGGUGCACCUUGAAAUUUCAAAGAUGAACAAAGUAAGAGGUGUUCUCCAGAGUAAGCUACAAGCUGCAGAGGAAAAGAAAGUUGCUGCAGGACAGGAGAGAGAGACCCUAAAAAAUCAAAUAUCUGGUCUAGAGAGAGAGCUGGAGGCUGCCAAAAAGCAAGCAGAGAUUGACAAGAAAGCUGUAGGUGAUCUUGUGAGGGAAAGGGAUACGCUAAGCAAGAACUUGAACAAGGCUGCCAAUGCCAUUCAGAAGCAGACAGAUUUGGUGAUGCUCCAUGAACAGUCCAAAAGAAAUUUAGAAGAUGAAAUUCAAAAUUAUAAGAAUGAAGCUCAGAAACAAAGGAAGAUUAUUUACCAGUUGGAGAAGGAGAGAGAUUGUUUCAUCAAUGAAGCCAGUGAUCUCAAACAGAAGGUCCUCCAGCACCUGAAAGAUGUUGAAAUACGGGAAGUGAAGAUCUGUGAUUAUGAGAAGAAAAUAGAAGAGGCUGAGAUUAAAUUAAAACAGGAACAAAACCGCUUUGAAACUGUGAGAACAGAGAGGAACCUGUACAGUAAAAAUCUGAUUGAAGCUAAGGAUGAGAUAACAGAAAUGAAGAAGAGACUGAAAACUGUGACGCAUCAGGGGGAUCAGCUGAAAGAGGAGAUUUCAAAGAAUGAAGAAGCUCUUGUGAAAGCACGUCUAGAACAUCAGCGACUAGAGAGGGAGAAGGAAUCACUGAAAGCUGAACUGUUUAAGAUGAGACAACAAGCUCUGGAGACCAAGCACUUUAUAGAAAAUCAGGAGGCAGAAGAGAGAAAACUCCUAAAAAUUAUUGCUGAGGCUGAUGCUGAGAGGCUGAAGCAGAAGAAGGAAUAUGACCGGGUUAUCAACGAGAGAGAUGUCCUUGGGUCCCAGCUUGUUCGGCGCAAUGAUGAAGUGGCUCUUCUCUAUGAAAAGAUCAAAAUCCAGCAAUCCAUCUUAAACAAGGGUGAGACCCAGUACAGACAGAGAAUGGAAGACAUCCGGCUUCUCAAGCUGGAGAUUAGAAAACUUCGUCGUGAGAAGGGAAUACUUGGUAAAACUGUGGCUAAUGUACAGGAGCUCAGACAGGAGGUUCAUCACAUGCGGAAGGAGCUGUUAAGAGAACAGACUCGGUGCAAAGUUUUGGAAGAAGAACUGGAGAAUCCCUUGAAUGUUCACAGAUGGAGAAAACUAGAGGCCAGUGACCCAAGUACCUAUGAGCUGAUCCAGAAAAUACAGAGGCUACAGAAGCAGCUUAUCAGCAAGACAGGUGAAGUGAUAGAAAAAGAAUUGCUCCUACAGGAAAAGGAUAAAUUAUAUGUGGAAUUGAAGCAUGUCCUGGCCCGGCAGCCGGGACCUGAAGCCGCAGAACAGUUGCAGCUCUACAGGCACACUCUCCGAGAGAAGACCAAACAGCUGAAAAUUUUGUCCUCAGAACUGAAUAUGUAUGAAUCACAGAGCCAAGAAUACAAAUAUGAAAUUGAAAGGCUUGCCAACGAGCUUCUGAACGUGAAAAAGAAAUAUCUGGCUCAGAAACGCAAGGAACAACAGGCCAAGGAGAAGGAGCGAACCUUGGCUGAAACGGAACCUGAGUUCCCACACCUCAGAUCUGAUGUUCCUCGCUUCACUGGAGGGGGCUUUGCUCUCAGCAGACCCAUUCCCAAAGUCACAGCUUAGGAGUGGACUCAUCGCUUUCCCAGUUUCUUGCUAAACUCUGCCUGCGCUGCGUUGUUUGACACAUGAGAAUUUAGAAAAAAAAAUCAGAAUCAACUUUUGUUCUGAAAUCAGUGUAUAGCCUUCGGGAAUAAUAAAGGCAUUUUGUGUUAGAACUAACCUACUUCAGGUUUAGAAACAGUGGACCAAAUCAUCCUGUAUGAUGCCAGCAGAAACCUGACCUGUAGAACUGAGUAGUGGAGACCACGCAGAUAUUUCUUCAAUACUGUAUCUCUUUAUUUAGCACAGUAACACCACAAAAUGCCUUAAUAUGUAGAGUGAUUUCCCCUUUAUCUACCUCUGUUGUAAGCACUCACUCCAUUUGUCAUCUGAGUCAAAACACCUGAAAGAAAAGAGAAAACAGAAAAGAAAAAUUAAUAAGCUGAUGUUCCAAGCCCUACUGAGCAAAUGCAAAAUUAACAACUCUGUUCUUAGAUGUACACAUGUAGCAGUUCUUUGUGCAGGUGGUAUAUAAUUUGGUUUAUUCAGUGUUUGCUACUGUUGUUAGUAAGAUCAAGGAAGCUUGUGGCUGCAAUGUGCAUUAUUAAGAAUGUGAUUCUGUUUACUCUGAUAGACACAAAGUGACAUAAUUAUGCCUAUUCAACUGGGGAGACUGCACACUGGCUGGGACAUGCUGUUCUCCCACGUAAAUCCUUCCCAGUAAGUCAAACUUGGACUCAAAACAUGGGAAACUUUACUCUUUAAUUUCUAGGCACUUGGGCAUUUUUGCAACUUUCAGAAAUUGUUUUUGUAAUGCAGCAGGAGCCCUCCAACCUUUCCAGCCAAAAGAGAUUUAAUUACCAUUCAUUAACAAGUGAAAUAACAAAGUCACGGCAUGAGGUGCUGAAGUAUAGAAAACUUUCAAGCUGUAAAAUAAAAUGUUUUCAAACUGAUUUGUACAUGGAAGCUCUUUCUCAGCCUGGGGGAUAAAAAUACUUGUCCAAAGAGAUAUGCUGAUAAAUAUUUCACACGCACAAAAAAAAACCCUUUGCAAAGAUUUUGUUCUUUCCUUUGGUGGAAUACAUAAUUAAAUAUUAAAGCUACUGUGGGAAA
Messenger RNA from Numida meleagris (helmeted guineafowl), 4429 nucleotides. It is a transcript of the gene CFAP58, whose product is annotated as cilia and flagella associated protein 58. The record is from RefSeq and is a predicted model, not a curated record. The coding region runs from base 551 to 3340 and encodes 929 amino acids. The transcript has 18 exons. Gene Ontology annotation, cellular component: cytoskeleton. Lineage: Eukaryota; Metazoa; Chordata; Aves; Galliformes; Numididae.